Messenger RNA from Capsicum annuum, 827 nucleotides. RefSeq names its product protein WVD2-like 7. The transcript has 2 exons. Lineage: Eukaryota; Viridiplantae; Streptophyta; Magnoliopsida; Solanales; Solanaceae. The annotation marks the transcript as partial. The record is from RefSeq and is a predicted model, not a curated record.
GAAGGUGCUUUAAAGAAGGAUUAGUUUUGAAAUGGCAGGUGGUAUUGAAGAACCAUUUAGGCUUAGUUUUCAGAUUUGAGAAUGAAGCUUUAUGUUGGGAGAGGAGGUCUUGUUUUACACACAAUAGGUAUCUUGAAGAGGUUGAGAAAUACAUCAAGCCAGGUUCGGUAACUGAGAAAAAGGCAUAUUUUGAGGAGCUUUUUAGAAGAAGGGCACUUCUAAGCCAAAGUUCAUCCGACUGUCAGGAUGGGGUUAAUUCUCAAGCUAGUAAUGAUGGAUCUGAGAAUACAGAUUAUGAGGGGGAGUUUGAGCAUGUUAAUGAUAUUGGCCAUUCUGUAUGCUUUGUUGAAAAUCAUGACAGAGCAGCCACUUUACUGGAGAAUGGAAAGUAUCAGGCUAGUGAAAAUGAAGGUUAUGCGGGGUGCUUUGAUCAUGUUAAUGAAGUUGUCCAUUCUGCACGCUUUGAUGAAAAUUAUCAUAGCUCAACCCAUUUAUCGAAGAAUGGAAAGUAUCAAGCCGAGAAUAUAGGCUAUGAUGGAGAUUCUGAGCGAGUGAAUGAGGUUGGUGAUUCUAUAUGCUUUGAGGAGAGUUUUAAUGGAUCAAACAACGGAGACAUCGAAGUCACAGAGUGUGGGGAAGAAGGAUCAAGCAACGGAGACAUUGAAGUCACAGAAUGUGGCGGAGAAGAUAGUAUAAGUUGCCAUUCUGGACCCCAGACUGAACAAGAUACCAAUAGUUCCGAUGUUCUUUAUAGUGUUACUGAACGUCUGGAAGCUGAAGAAAAAUUUAAUCUCAAUGCUGGAAAUUCAGCUUUUAAUGAUCCAGAG